Molecule: messenger RNA, 1500 nt
Organism: Monoraphidium neglectum
Lineage: Eukaryota; Viridiplantae; Chlorophyta; Chlorophyceae; Sphaeropleales; Selenastraceae
Exons: 4
Coding region: 1-1500 (499 amino acids)
Biological process (GO): cilium movement; outer dynein arm assembly; inner dynein arm assembly
Molecular function (GO): protein binding
Source: RefSeq, a predicted model, not a curated record
AUGCACCGGAACGCCAACAUGCCGCACCAGCAGGUCCCUCGCGACAGCGCCGACAUUGCCGACCGCCAGCCCGCGUUCCUCAAGGACAAGGGGGACGCGCUCUUCAAGCAGGGCAACUACCAAGGCGCGGGCAACGCCUACACCCGCGCCCUGCUGCUGGAGCCGCCAGACGCCGCGCCGCUGCUGGCCAACCGCGCCGCGUGCCACCUGAAGCUCGGCGCCGCUGCCGCCGUGGUGGCGGACUGCUCCGCGGCGCUCGAGCUCGUGCGCGCGCGCCUGGAGCGGGCGCAGCAGCCGGGCGCGGCGGGGGCGAGCAUGAGGCAGCCCAAUGCGGCGCGGCCGGCCGGCCGUGCUCUAGAGAACCCCGAGUCGGCAGCAGCGCGUCAGGCACCCAGUGAGAGCAGGGCCAGUCCAGAGUCCUUGGCAGGAGGGGGUGUGCCGGAGUGCAAGCGGCUGGCGCGGCUGCUGGUGAAGCUUCUGGGCAGGCGCGCGGCGGCUACCGUGCAGCUGGGGCAGCUGGAAGCGGCAGAGGCGGACCUGCGAGAGGCCCUCAGGUAUGAUCCCGGAAACGAGCGGCUGGUGGCAGACCUGUCAGAGGUGCGGGCAGCGUGUCCCCAGACCACAGGCGCAGCAGCCACGCCUUCUGCCGCGGCGGAUGCAGCAGAGGGGGACGCGCCUGGUGAGCAUGGCAGCGGCGGCGGCGAGGCCGCCACGCGGCAGGGGGCGGCGACGACGGCAGCGGUGUGGGAGAGGGCGGCGGAGCGGUUCAGGGUGCGGGACUACGAGGGGGCGGCGCAGGCGUUUGGAGUGGCUCUUGAGAUGCAGCGCGGCACUGGCAACGCCGAAGCUGCGCGCGCCCUGGCGAAUAGGGCCGCCUGCUGGCUGCCCCUGGAGCGAUACGAUCAGUGCCUCUCGGACUGCCGCGCCGCGCUGAGCGCACUGCUGCCGCUGCUGGAAACGGACCCCCGCAAAGCACUUUGUGAGGCGGCUGGCGCCAUGUCGGCCGCGCAUUCCGAGGUUGCUGGCCCCGACCCAGGAUCGAGUGCAAGCUGCAGCAGUAUUGGUGCGAGUGGGGCCGUCGGGGUUGCCCAGCCGCAUCCUGAUGUGGGCGAUGCGCUGCAUCAGAGCGUACAGGGCGGACAUCCGGAGGGCCUGGCGCCUUUGGACGAAGUCGUUGCAGCUGCCAGGCAGCUGCUGCGUGUUGAUGGCUGCAGCUUGUCCGCACCUGAAUCAGGAGGUGCUUGUGAUGGCUGCAGCGAUGCCCGGAACGACACAGCAGCACCUGCAGGGGGUGAGGAGGCGCCGUGGCGCGCGCAUGUCACAGCGGCUGCCCGGGUUGCCGCCCGCAUGGCGCUGGCAAGCGGCUGCCUUAAGCGUGGCAAGGAAGCGGCGGGACUGUACCGCGGCGCGCGGGAGCUGUACUGCCUGCUGCGCGACGAGGCGCAGGCGCGUCGGAUGGAGGAGGAUGAGCAGCGCAUGCUGGGGUCCCUUACGUGCUAA